AUGUUUCGCGCUUCCACUAAUUGCGCCGACGUGGAGCGGUCGUUCUUUGCUAUCCGAUGUGACUUCUAUUCGAUUACUUACUUGCUCUCGUUCGAAUUGUUUGUUGUCGAACUCGAUCACCCACAGUUUCAUGCAACAGCCAAUAAAAAUUGUCAUUCUCGUUUUGCAGACACUAGCCGUCUCUGGAUCUUGGUUGAAAACCUAAAUCAGCGUGUAAUGCGGUUGUGGCUGCCGCUAUGUGCGCUCUUGGUCAUAGUUCUGGGAUCGGACUAUCCACGAGAUCCUUAUGCAACGCUUGGCAUUUCAAGAAGGGCCACUGCUAAAGAGAUCAAAAGAGCAUAUAAGCAGCUUGCCAAAGAAUGGCAUCCGGACAAGAACACCGCACCAGAAGCACAAGAACGAUUCGUUGCGAUAAGUCGAGCCUACGAGCUUCUUUCCGAUCCACUGAGAAAAGAACGCUACGAUAAAUUCGGAGCUGUUGACGAAACGCCACAAUCGGGACCGCAGCACCAUGGAUUUGGCGGCUUUGAACACUUCUUCGGUGGCUUUGGAGGCUACGAGGACGGAAUUUUCGGCAAACAGCGGAUCUCUCUUCGACAGUACACCCACAAUAUUUUGGAGAGAAGUCAUUACCAACCUUUCCUCCUUUAUGCUUAUUCCAACUACUGCCAGCUGUGCUUCCGUUUGCAAGCACAGUGGAAAUCAGUUUCGGAAGAUCUGGAGCCUUUAGGUUAUGGUAUUGGAGCCGUCAAUGCUAUGACUGAUGGGAAUUUACUGGAGAAAUUGCGGAUUUCACGUCUCCCUGCAAUUGUCGCCAUUGUCGAAGGAAGAGUGACACAUUACCGUGCUGAUAUGUUCUUGAUGAAUGCGAGAGAUGUGCGUAUUUUCGCACGUGACGUCAUUCCAAGAACGUUCAUGGGACUGAUCAACUCUCAUGACGGCCUCUCAAGAUUUGUCAAUCAAUGGCAGCAGAGUAAUAAGAUAUCUGUGGUUGUAUUGGGAGCUGCUCCUGAACCACGUAUGCGAUACCUUCUCGCUGCAAUGAAAUAUUCACAUUUUGCUCGAUUUGCUUACAUUCAUCUAUCAUCGUCAUCAGAUGAGGUGGCAUCGAUCCGUGAUGAUUUGUCCAUCAAGUGCACACAAUGUGAAAAUGUGCUCAUAUUCAACGAUAUUCCUGGGGGUGGGCCUGUUGCUAGGUUGUCGAUCAGUAACAUAAAUCAACUCACCAUGGAUACACUGAACACUUUGAUCGAAAACAACAAAUGGAUAAGCUUGCCAAGGCUGUCAUCAUCUGAAUAUCUUGAUGAGUUGUGUCCCGUAUCGUCAAGAAAUCCUCGACGUCUUUGUGCCAUUUUGCCGGUAAUGGAUUCGUCUGAAGAUGAAGGUUUCUUGAACAGUUUCCGGAUGUUUGUCCGUCAACACAAGGAUCUUUAUGCUCAACAGAAGGUCAUUCUCACCUACAUUUAUGCCAACAAACAGUCUGAGUGGCUAAAGCCAUUUUUGGAAAAGCGGGAAGGCGACAGCAUUACAAACGCCAGAGAUGUUUUGGUAAUUUGGCGAAUCGAACAUGUGAAAGCUCGUUUCACAUGGCUCGAAUCUGCGUGGGGUGUCGGCGCUGAACACUUUGAGGCGCUAUUGGGUGGUGUAAUAUCUCAAACGACACGAUUAGACCUGACAGCCCCAGUGGGAAAUUUGAUAAAUGAGUACGCGCCGUCGUGGUGGACGCGUAUGUGCCGCGCUCUAGUGCGUAUGGUGCAGUCCGCCUGGUUCCAUCUAACAAAAGAAGAGGCAUAUCCCGUGUUGUCAGCUGUUGCCACGUUCCUUGUCAUUCUUGUUAUUGGCUAUAGUCUUAACUACAUGAACCAGGAAUCGAGGCCCAAGAAAGAAAAGCCGCGUAACUUCGCCAGUGAUGAGUGGCAUCCAGAGGAUCCACAAGCUAAGUCUGAUCCUCCGCAAAAGCCAAAUCCUCAGGCGAGGUUGCAACGUCUUAACUACAUGAACCAGGAAUCGAGGCCCAAGAAAGAAAAGCCGCGUAACUUCGCCAGUGAUGAGUGGCAUCCAGAGGAUCCACAAGCUAAGUCUGAUCCUCCGCAAAAGCCAAAUCCUCAGGCGAGGUUGCAACGUGCCUUAUCUAUAAUGAAUCCACACAUCCAUGAACUGCGAGCAGAAAGCUAUUUCGGCAUGAUUCGUCUGCUGAAACCAGGCUGCCGAUCGCUUAUACUUCUCGUUGAUGAACAGAAUAAAGAAAAACUUCUGAUGCAGUUUGCACAAUAUAUUUUGCCUCUCAGGAACAAUAAAACGUUUUCAUUUGGCUUCUUGAUGGUGGAGAAAAAUUUGCCCUGGUUCCGGAAACUGCUGGAACAUACACUCCCUCUUGGUGAGGAAAACGCUCCAAAAGAUGGAAACUCCCUUUAUGUAAAACUAAAGUCAAUAAAUCCUCGCCAAACAGUUGGUACUGUUCUUGCUCUAUGCGGUUGGAAGCUCUACUUUUCAAUAUACCACCCCAUGCAUACAGCGGAAAAGAAGAAGCAACCGAAUCAGCAUUUCCUUGGAUUCGAUGACGACGACGAUAUCACAUCGGAUUCUGAUAGUGAUAACGGGACUGCUGAAGAUGAACUUAUGUUACGUCGUACGGGUAGUGUUGUAAGCGUGGAGAAUGUUCUGAAUGGUUUCCCGAACUGGCUGGAUAGACUUUUGGAAGGCUCAAUACGACGGUAUUACAUCCCAGAGUGGCCUGAUAAUCUUCGAUAA
Molecule: messenger RNA, 2751 nt
Organism: Cooperia oncophora
Lineage: Eukaryota; Metazoa; Nematoda; Chromadorea; Rhabditida; Trichostrongylidae
Source: the annotation of a GenBank genome assembly